ACCGUCCUCGGUUUAGUCUGCAACUUUGUGGUAGAAAAUGUAGGAGUUGUAUAACAAUAAUCAUAGACAAAGAAAGCAUGACUGUCUUUUAUUAUACCCCAAGUUUGCACCAACAGAAUCGUGCAUUUAUAGGCUUAGGUUAGGAGGUUCAAAUGACAGAAAAAAAUGUGUUCACGUAUAGUGUCAUUUAUGUCCUUGAUAAAGGCAUACAUUUCUCAAGUACGAUUGUUUCGUAGCCGAAACCACCUUUUUAACCAAAGUGCAACAGUGACGAGUCUACCACGGAGGCCUCUACGACUGUGUUAUUCUUCAAUUGCCUUAGAUUAGGCUCUGACGCGGAAUGUGAAUACGAUUGGUAAUGAGCCAGAGAGAAGGUAAUUCCAAGCCAAAGACAUUGGAUAAUAUAGUUCACGGUUUUGUUGUGUCAGUCGCUCACGAGCACGAUCAUCAAAUUGAUCUUCUGAAAGCCUCACCGAGCUUUGCUGCUGGUACUGUUACUGAGUUUUCGCCGCAUCCAGAGUCGUCGAGCGUGGUUGGACAAAAGCGACUCCAUGCUGAACAGCUCCCUUCGUUGAAGGAGAAUCAAUUAUUCGAGGAAACUACAGACACUUUUAAGUUCAGUGACUUCAGCUUUCUGCCACAAAGAUCGACAUUAACAGAGACGGUGAAAACGUUAAUGAUCGAUUCAUAUGAACUAUCUAAUGACACUCUCUCUGUAGUUCGGGUACCACCAAAGAGCAAACGUCUUUUUUCGGCUGCCUUGAUAGUGGCAAACGCCGUCAACACAUCGGUAAAUUCGUUAACUUCUGAUUCAGUUUCUAAAGACUCUUUCACAAACGAUACGAAAUCUGUAGCCAUCCCCGUGGGCUUCAAGGAAACUGUAAUUGCGUCAUCUCCUGCAAACAACCUCAAAAAAGAAAAAAAGUCACGUGGAACUUCGCGAUUGAACGCUGUUUUGAAAGAAACUUCGACAGAAUCAAUUUUAGAAAACCAAUUGGAAAUGCUUCAAAAACGGUUUGGCAGAGUUAGGAAUAGGUUAGCCUCAAAAGGGAUGCAUAAAUGUAGGGAGAGUAAAAGCGGUUGUUCGGUCGAUGAUCCGGUAAUUUAUGAUAAAUGUUACAGUCCACAUACUCAAGUCAUGGAAUUGGCAAACGUUACAGAGGGAAAUGAAGUCGAUCUGAACACUUCCCAGCGUUACUCAGAAAAAACACAUGGAAUAAACUCACAACGAGUAAUCGAGUGUCGUGAUGAGGACGAUAGUGAUAUUGAUGAGCAAGUAAUCCACAGUGAAAUCUUUCAACAUCGCCCUUAUGACGACCAUGCGGUUGUAGCCCAUUUGAUUGAAUGCGACAAAACUGAUUUAAUAAACAUUCCGAAAAAGAAAAUAAAAAAGAAAAAGAAUCAGGUAGUCCCAAUUUCAUUUUCAUUUCGGAAAAAGAUACUACACUCAAAACUAGAAGCUAAGAUAGAAAAACAAUAUCGCAUUAUGAAAGAAUACUUAAAGGUUGCAACACUCUCCAGCCCGUCUGUGGACGUUGCCCUGUACUGCAGAUGGAAUCCCAGGAUGAUUGAAUCUUGUGGGCAUACGACAGAGUUGAUCAUUUACACUAUGAAGGCUUUCUUUAUGACAAACAGUGGUCUACACGUGAACUGGAUCCACUGUCCUGAAGAGAAAUUUGAAAGACUAAUUGAACGAGGUGCACAGAUGAAAUUUCGUAAGGACUUUCCAGAACGCGUGCUGGGAGUAUUAACACUAUCUUAUAAUGCAUCCGUCUUACUGAGAAAUCCACAAUCAAAUCUACUUAGUGCCUUAUGCGAACUUCUCGAAAUCCAUAGAGAUGAAUUGGUGGUUGUCGAGGUCAAUGUUAAAUGAUAUGUAAACAACCAACAAAUUUAUGAGACUUAUAAAGGUCUAAAUUAUUGUUUUCAAAAACCAACGCAAAUUGAGUAUAGUGAUAAACAAACAGUAAAGGGAAAAAAAACAGAAUAAAGUAUAUUUUAAAAUAUAUGCCAAUAUUUGGAUUACGAUUAAGUUUAUAUACAUUUUAUUUUUCUUCAAAAAAAGCCGUUUUUUCCAAUAAAGGUUCUUCCUUGAUAAA
Messenger RNA from Anneissia japonica, 2099 nucleotides. RefSeq lists its product as uncharacterized. The record is from RefSeq and is a predicted model, not a curated record. Bases 359 to 1873 code for a protein of 504 amino acids. NCBI's taxonomy places the organism in Eukaryota, Metazoa, Echinodermata, Crinoidea, Comatulida, Comatulidae. The transcript is spliced from 2 exons.